AUGAAGCUAGCCUACAAAAUCCUGUACUGCCAUGGCCUUGGCUCGUCGACAACGAACAGGACAGCGCAGUUUUUGACCAAAUAUUUUGCUGGUACUGGGAAUCAUGUGGAGCUACUCAACUACCGUAACCCAGGCAGCCACACCAAGCCGUGGCGGAUUAGCGAGUGGCGCGAGGAUAUUGAGAAUCGGAUAAAACACGAUGAAUGGAUUCUCAUUGCCAGUUCCGCGGGCGCCCAUUGUGCCAUUAAUGCAGCUAUCAGCCGGUCGAAGCAUGUAAAGGGCCUCUUCCUCUUUUCCCCAGGAUCGGCCCUGGACCUGCGAUACAUUGAAACGGUUCAACCUGGAGCUAAGAAAACACUGGAAAAUGGAGGCAGUAUAAUCCAUCCAGCCUCCAGAAAUGGCCAUGAAGCGCUGGUUGACCUAGUGGGCUUAAAGCAAUUUAUGGAAACCUGCGCUUCAAGAAGAGAAGGCCCAAUCCCAAUCGAUUGCCCGAUUUCAAUCCUUCAUGGCGAUAAAGACCCGCUAGUCCCCCACCAAAACUCGAUUCGCCUAGCCGAAAAGUUCAGCUCCCCGGAUGUCGAGCUGAAAAUCGUACCUGGUGGCAGCCACUUUCUGGAGAUGACCCCCGAGACGAUCGCGUUCUUCGAGCGGUUCCUGGCCCGAUUUUCGGUGGCCGAGAACGAGAGGGUGGCCGCGAAGAUU
Molecule: messenger RNA, 702 nt
Organism: Mesorhabditis spiculigera
Lineage: Eukaryota; Metazoa; Nematoda; Chromadorea; Rhabditida; Rhabditidae
Source: the annotation of a GenBank genome assembly